AUCAUACGGGAACAACAUUUCAAUAUAUUAGUAUGCCAUUACUGGUCAUUUAUGUUGUUGUUGUGUCUAUUCUCUUACUUAAUUUACUCAUAGCUAUGAUGGGUGAUACGUAUGGAAAUGUUAUUGAAAGUGCUACACAAAUAUGGCAUUUAGAACGAGCACGUAUUAUAUUUGCAAUUGAAAAUGAAAUGUCAAUAGAUGAACGAAUGUUAGAUAAAAAUAAAUAUUGGACAAAUGUUGAUGGUCAACGAUAUUUACAAAUAGAAGAAAUUGACAAAGAUUGUUUUCGUGAUAUUAAUAAUGAUGAAACAGAAUCGUACACCUGUUUGGAAAAUUUAUCAAAUGAACUUUUGUACGAAAUAUUGGAAUAUGUUGAUGGUUAUGAUAUAUAUAAAUCAUUUUCAAAUCUUAAUAUUCGUUUACAGAACCUUAUCACUUCUUCAUCACUUUUACUUCGAAUAAAACUUGAGUUAAAAUCAAUAUCUCUACUUGAAGAUCGUUGUCAAAAUGUUAUAAUUCCAAAUUCGCACCGUAUUCUUUCGAUUUGUUUGGAUGAUGAAUUAUUGACUGAGAAAUUCUUUGAUCAUUGUAUUAUUGAUUCAUCAUUUUAUCGUCUUGAAUCACUUACACUCAAUGAAAUUCAAAUCGAGAAAUUACUCACAAUUCUUUUUUAUUUAAAUUCUUUACCUCGUCUCUUUUCAUUAACCAUUUCUAUAGAAGAUGAUGAUGAUAACUGUGAUCUUGGAAAUAUUUAUCAAUUAAUUUUUUCUUUAUCUUCAUUAAAAUAUAACAAACUAUAUUUACCUGCUGAUAAAUUACAAAUUAAUAUUCCACAUGUAAUCAAUAAAAAAUUUAGUAGGAUCGAACAUCUGGUUCUUUAUUAUACUUGUACUCUUAAUCAACUAAAAUGUCUACUUCAUUAUACACCACAACUUCGUCAUCUGUUUUGCAAUGGAGUGGCUAAAUCAGAUGAAGAUUUCAAAAAAAAUAAAUGGAUGAAAUUACCAUAUUUAAAAUCCAUUCAUUUUGAUGACGUUGCUGCGUCGUUUGAAGAAUUUGAAGUGUUUAUUAAGGAGAUCUCCUCUCAAUUACAAAUAUUGAAGAUUAGGGAACCUGAGAAUAAAACUUAUCUGGAUGGUAAUCGUUGGGAAGAAUUAAUUAAAGAAUAUAUGCCUCAAUUAGAAACAUUCUACUUUAGUUUUAAUCAGGAUAUUCAUGAUGAUAGAAAUAUAAAUUUAAUUGAUUCAACUGAUGGAUUCAUUAAUCGAUUUAAUUCACCAUUUUGGUUUGAACGAAAAUGGUUUCGUGAGAUAGAAGUAUAUUGUGAAUCAAUGACUUUUUUAAUUCGUCCAUAUAAAAAAGAAUGGAUCGAUCUUCAUCAACAUAUGAAUAUUGAUAUAUAUUCGAAACAAAAUUCGGUCGAAGAUAAUUAUAUUUCUAAUCAAGAAAAAACUGCCGAUGGUAUUAUACAAUUGACUAUCGAGAAUUAUGAAUUUACCGAAGUUAAUUGGCAAUUUAUUAAUAAAUUAAAAUCUGCCUUUAAAGCAAUUCAAUUUACUCAUUUAAAUAUAGAUAAUAAGAGAAUAACUAUAAACAUGUUACUCGACAUUCUAUGUCUGUUGCCAAAUAUUGAAUCAUUAAAACUGUUAUCUAUACCAAUACUUCAGUUAGAAUCUUUAUCUAUUGAAGAUACCAAAAAUCAACUAUCAGUAUUAGCUAUUAAUAAAAUAACAAAAGUCAGACUUGGUCAAGUUACAGAAGAACAAGAAAUUCAAUUUUUUAUCGAUCUUUGCCCACAUAUGCAAUAUCUUGAAGUAGACUGUAUGUUAGAUACAGAUGUUCCAUUACUUAUGAAACUUAUUUUAAUCAAUCGAAUGACACGUAUUCCUGAUCUCUGCUAUCUGUGCUUCAUUAUUACUAUGGCAGAUGAAAAUAUGGUUAGAACUUUAGCAAAAAUAAUCGAUUCCGAAACAGUUAUUGAUAAUUAUUCAAUUAAGCGUAGUGGCAACAAAAUAAGUGUACAUUGGAAAUUAUAA
Adineta steineri is the source of this 2036-nucleotide messenger RNA. Lineage: Eukaryota; Metazoa; Rotifera; Eurotatoria; Adinetida; Adinetidae. The record is from the annotation of a GenBank genome assembly.